Molecule: messenger RNA, 1427 nt
Organism: Otolemur garnettii (small-eared galago)
Lineage: Eukaryota; Metazoa; Chordata; Mammalia; Primates; Galagidae
Gene: ADRB3
Product: adrenoceptor beta 3
Exons: 2
Coding region: 182-1408 (408 amino acids)
Biological process (GO): norepinephrine-epinephrine-mediated vasodilation involved in regulation of systemic arterial blood pressure; adenylate cyclase-activating adrenergic receptor signaling pathway
Cellular component (GO): membrane
Molecular function (GO): epinephrine binding; norepinephrine binding; beta3-adrenergic receptor activity
Source: RefSeq, a predicted model, not a curated record
CCCUCCAGAGUGGUGGCACCAAGAGGGUAGGGAGGGGGGAGGCUGCGCGUUCCGCCCGCUCAACUGGGAAGAUGGCCCGGGCUGGGGGAGUCGCUCCCACGCCCCACCGCCCCCUCCCUUGACCAGGGUGAUCUGAAAGACUCCCGCCCUCUUUCCCUCCCGCCCCACGCAAGACAAGGGCAUGGCUCCGUGGCCUCACGGGAACAGUUCUCUGGCCUCGUGGUCAGACGCCCCCACCCUGGCGCCCAAUACCGCCAACACGAGUGGGCUGCCAGGGGUGCCGUGGGCGGUGGCACUGGCCGGGGCGCUGUUGGCGGUGGCGGUGCUGGCCACCGUGGGAGGCAACCUGCUGGUAAUCGUGGCCAUCGCCCGGACGCCGAGACUCCAGACCAUGACCAACGUGUUCGUGACUUCACUGGCCGCAGCCGACCUGGUGGUGGGACUCCUGGUAGUGCCACCAGGGGCCACCUUGGCGCUGACUGGCCACUGGCCUUUGGGCGCCACUGGCUGCGAGUUGUGGACCUCGGUGGACGUGCUGUGUGUGACUGCCAGCAUCGAAACCCUGUGCGCCCUGGCUGUGGACCGCUACCUGGCGGUGACUAACCCGCUGCGUUACGGCGCACUGGUCACCAAGCGCCGCGCGCGUGCAGCCGUGGUCCUGGUGUGGGUCGUAUCCGCCGCUGUGUCGUUUGCGCCCAUCAUGAGCCAGUGGUGGCGCGUAGGGGCCGACGCCGAGGCGCAGCGCUGCCACUCCAAUCCGCGCUGCUGCGUCUUCGCCUCCAACAUGCCCUACGUGCUGCUCUCCUCCUCCGUCUCCUUCUACCUCCCGCUUUUUGUGAUGCUCUUCGUGUACGCGAGAGUGUUCGUUGUGGCUACGCGCCAGCGGCGCCUGCUGCGCGGGGAGCUGGGCCGCUUUCCGCCAGAGGAGUCUCCGCCGGCUGCGCCUCGCUCUCUGUCCCCAGCCUCGGAGGGGACGUGCGCUUCGCCCGAAGGGGUGCCUUCCUGCGGCCGGCGACCCGCGCGCCUUCUGCCUCUCCGGGAACAUCGGGCCCUGUGCACUCUCGGGCUCAUCAUGGGCACCUUCACUCUCUGCUGGUUGCCCUUCUUCCUAGCCAACGUGCUGCGCGUCCUCGGGGGCCCAUCUCUAGUCCCCAGCCCGGCAUUCCUCGCCCUUAACUGGCUCGGCUAUGCCAACUCCGCCUUCAAUCCGCUCAUCUACUGUCGUAGCCCGGACUUUCGCAGCGCCUUCCGCCGUCUUCUGUGCCGUCGCCGGCGGGAGGUGCCCCGCGCCGUUGCCGCCGCCGCCCCGGCCCGCGUCCCCUCGGGCGCCCCCGCAGCCCUGAGCAGCCCGGAGCAGGCCAGGCAGUGCCCGCCACUCGAUGAGGCUUCUUGGGGAGUUACUGCGUAGGCCUGAAGGACAAGCAGCA